Cantharellus anzutake is the source of this 3087-nucleotide messenger RNA. Its product is annotated as chondroitin AC/alginate lyase. Gene Ontology annotation, cellular component: extracellular region. Gene Ontology annotation, biological process: carbohydrate metabolic process. The coding region runs from base 401 to 2950 and encodes 849 amino acids. Gene Ontology annotation, molecular function: carbohydrate binding; lyase activity. Lineage: Eukaryota; Fungi; Basidiomycota; Agaricomycetes; Cantharellales; Hydnaceae. The transcript is spliced from 11 exons. The record is from RefSeq and is a predicted model, not a curated record.
ACCACAGUCAUAACGCGGAGGCGGCGAGUCAACCGUUGCUGUCUCCGCAACACCGCCACAGAACAGACAGCAGGGCCAUCGAUAAACUAAACCCUGUUCCCUCGCAGUUUCCUCGCACAAGCACGAGAGGGUUACUUUUAACGAGAGGCUGACGUUAACGUCGCUGCGGUUCUUCAUGAGGAGCAUCGACCAGGGGUCGGUAUUUUACGCGAGCUCGGCCAAUGAAUAUUUGCAUCCCAAGGAGGAAAGGGGGCAACUUUGGAAUUACAUAGGAAGAAGCACGCGGAAGAAGUUUAUUUCUUCGACCCAAAGAGAACAUGGAGGCAAACACAUUUCUUUUCAUUCCUCGUCGUUCCUUUCCUUCUAAUCACAAGGUACAGCCUCUCGUUUCGCGCUUCGUAUGCCAUCUUGGCGUGUAUUCCUUGUUUUAUGGGUGGUGUUGGUGGCCGUCCUAAGCAUCACCGCCAGAGGCAGCUUCUAUGACAGCCGCAGACAUCACCGUCGUAUCCUAGGCGGAAUUAUACUGUCCAACUCAACGAACACGCUCGUUUCAACUGCCACAAGUACAAUCACACAGACCUCACCGACGCAUCUUUUAACCGAGAAUAUUACUGCCACAUCGACCAGCAAUGUCAUAACUGGUCCAACCUCAGUCGCCUCAUCCUCAGCCGUGCCUACUUCGACAGGAUUAUCUUCCAAUUUACAAACCGUUUAUGAUCGCAGGGUUGAGUAUAUCAUUGGUGGAUUGACUGGUCUCAGUAAAGUGUCGACGUGGCUCUCAACUCAACAGCCAGAUGGAAGAUGGCCAGAUGUGGAUUAUACGUCAGGUUGUCCUGCCCGGCGGGCGAAUUGGCCUGCGCAACAACAUUGGAUCAGAAUCAAUGUUCUCGCUGGUGUGUACCAUGGCUCGUCGACCUUCGGACGCACUUUCGCGAAGUAUGUAAAAUCCCCCGAUGUCCGCACGGCAAUUACUCGGGCUAUGGAUUGGUGGUUCUUGAAUGACUACUCCAAUUUGAAUUGUCUGGACAAUGGCGGAGGGGCAGGCUGUCCCUGUGGGACACCGGGACUUUGGAAUACCAACUGGUAUUCCAACAUUAUUCUAAUCCCUGGGCUCGCUGGUCAAGCUUGCCUUCUUCUUCUCCAACAGCCACCGCCUGGGAACCUCACUCAAACGCAGUACUCCAACUGCACUCAAUUCACUUAUCGAUCUUUCAACACAUUCACGUAUCCAGUAAUUGGGGGUAUUGGGGCUUUGACGGGUGCCAACACUUUGGAUGUAGCGAGUAUCGGCAUUUCGUAUGGAUUGCUACUAGGCAAUGAUAGCGUGGUAUCCUCGGCGUACGAGCGCGUCCAUGAGGAGGUGAAGAUACAAACACCUUUGAUGGCGGACGGGAUAAGGCCAGAUGGAAGUUUUGGCCAACAUGCUGGUGUCCUUUACACUGGUAAUUAUGGAACCUUUUACGCGAACGAUGUUCUCGGGCUUGAAUUACAGGCAGUUGGUACUCCAUGGACUGCAGGAUCCGAUUCCAAGAAUGCCUUCAUUUCAUUUGUUGAUGGCUUCCAGUGGUCUAUAUACUGGAACAUACUCACUACUGUCCUUCAUUGGGAUUUUAGCGUGCUCGGACGGUUCAUUUCAUUCCCCGUAGCGGACAUACAGGCCACCGCGAGCAUCAGGUUGAAUCUCACGCAGAUUGAGCAACUUGGAAAGGAAUGGCAUUCGGAUGGGAUGGUGGACACGGCGAGGAGACUUAAUCGGACUACAACUAAUGCUAAUGCUGGUCAACUCGUUGGGAACCGUAUGUUCUGGGAUAAUGACUACAUGAUUCACCGCGGGCGGAAUUAUGUGGCAACGCUGAAGAUGUACUCUACACGUACGCUGAACACUGAAUGCUUGAAUGAUCAGAAUCCGUAUGGAUUCCAUUUAAGCGAUGGAGUGCUCUACACUUAUCUUCAGGGUGGAGAAUACGAAGACAUCGCCGCUGCUUGGGAUUGGAAUCUUAUCCCUGGUAUCACAACCGACUAUGGUAACACCCCGCUUUCGUGCGAUAGAGCACAAAGUUAUGGCGUGGAGGAUUUUGUUGGGGGUGUAUCUGAUGGGAUCGUUGGUGUUGCAGCUAUGCGGUACACCAAUCCUCUCACAAGAAGCUUCAAAUUCCAAAAGGCGUGGUUCUUCUUUGAAGAGGUCCAACACGUCCUUGUUUCUUCCGUCGUUUCGUUGAAUUCAUCACUCAUUCGGAACGUCCUCGAUCAAAAAGUUCACAACGGUACCGAGGUCUAUGUGAACGAACAGCUGGUUUCUUCCAGUGGAAAUUACUCUUCAUUCUCGUCCCUAUGGCAUCAGGACGUCGGUUACGUCUUCCAGAAUAAUUCGUUGGGCGACACGCUCAAUCUCGCCCUUCAAGUACGCCGCGGGAGUUGGGCGCCACUUGGUAUUUCUACGCAACCUGAUGCAGUGGUUGACAUGUUCACCGCGACGAUCGACAAAGCUCCUGGAGUCACGGACUUGCGAGUUUCAUACAGUAUCUACCCUGGGGUGAAAUAUGAUGAUUUUACCUCGCAUCUUCAUUCCCCGAACGGUAUGGGCGGCCCCCCGCUCGUACUGCGGAACGACGCAACUAUCUCGGGCGUUUUGGAUAGGACGUGUGAGACCGCAGGAGUAGUCUUUUGGGCUGAAGGUGGAGGGUCGAUCGAUAUUCCGUUUUGGGGCCUCACCUUCACGCUUACGAUCGACAAACCAUCGGUGGUUGUUGUAAGACCGAAGGAAAACGAGUUUGUCGUCGCAGAUCCAAGUCAAGGGCUCCAGAAUGCCACAAUUACGAUGUCUUGGUGCGCCUCUGGUGAAGAUCGUGACGCAAUGAAGCGCAAUAGGACGGUACAUAUUAAUUUCCCCCAAGAGGAAGGAUAUCGGGGACAGAGUGUCAGGCAUUCAUUGUUCGGAAGCGAUUCAUGAUUGCAGGCGGCUUGGCUGGGGGCCUGGUUUUUUCUCCUCUUUGCUUGGUUUGUUGUCACUGUCGUCUUGCAUAUGAUCUCGGUUUGCAAUGCAUCUAUGGCAAUGCAUUGGUUUAUGCUUGAACGCCCGGCGAGGUG